AUGCGACUCGUCUCCGUCCCGAAUCCUGGAUAUUCGGUGGGCCGUUGGAGAAUAGUCCUGGUAGCGUCCGGCACCGAGGCCCCGCUGCGCGUAACCCUGCUCCCCGCCGCUGUCCUCCACCCCGAACACGGUGACGGGGGACUGAGAUCUCCUGUGGCCUCGCAGGGGUUGCUGAUAAGGCCCCUGGACCAGAUUCCUCAACUCGGAGCCAGAGAUAUAUUUAGCGGACCUGGUGAAGAAGAGGGAGACGGCGGGCGCCAGAAAUCACAGUCAGACGACCGUUCACACACGCUUCCUCCGCAACUCAGCGGGGAGCAGGAGGACAGCGACCCCGGAGACCGCCGCCUGGACCCCGCUGUCACGUCUCCCUGUGGCUCAACGUUGGAGUCGAACUCCUCCGAACCCACCUGCGCAUACGUGAGCAAGAAUAGUGUCCAGUCUGUUAUAGUCAUCGUCAAGGUAGCGUGGCUGGUGGUAGCUGUGCGCCCUUUUGCUCUUCACCAGGAAGGACCUCGGCAUGUUGUAUGUGUUUCACUCAGACUGCGGCUCGUCGCUUCUCAGGUGCGCAAUCGUCCCCUCAACUCCUCUGCCCUCCGCGCAGCGCUGACUUUAUCUCUGGUCAGAUUGGAACACCAUUGGUCGUCGGGCGAGAUAGCGUUUGGAUUUUUUGGCGGUCCAUUACGCAUGCGCAUUAGGCCCGGAUCGUUUACC
Messenger RNA from Menidia menidia (Atlantic silverside), 711 nucleotides. The record is from the annotation of a GenBank genome assembly. NCBI's taxonomy places the organism in Eukaryota, Metazoa, Chordata, Actinopteri, Atheriniformes, Atherinopsidae.